AAAAGGAAUCAUAAUCACCAGAACUGUGGACUGAAAAUCCCCAUUAACUGGGCUCAGAGAAGUACCUAAUACACAGACAGCUGAAAAUUAGCCUUUUUGUUUCUUUUCAGCUUCUCUCGAAGUUGCAUUGGCUUUGCUGUGUCACAUCUCAGAAUGCAUCAUUCUAUGAUUUCCCAGCUACUAAUGGAGCCCUACUGGAAUGUGGAACAGGUCUUUAGGAGUUCAGCUCAUAGGGUCACUUGAUACAAUCAUCCAACCUCAGAGCUGCAGCAGCAAUAGCAAUGGCCAUCUUGAAUAAAUACCAGUAAAAAUGGGAAGUACUGGAUUCUGGUUUCCUUCAAGAAGAGUCAGCGGAACUGGUUAAGACCAAAAUCUGAGGACUUUAGUGGGCAACCAUCAGGUGUGCAUUGAAAAGAGGCUACCGUAACUCUGUUUGAAUCCCCUUUUGCUUUCUUUUACGACCACAUGAAACUUGAGAAGCCAUCUAAAGCUAAAUCAUUUAGUGGAGUUGGGCAGUUCCCAAGUGUCCAACAAGAAGGCCUGGUUUAGGCUGCGAUGGCCACUGUCAUUCCUGGUGAUUUGUCAGAAGUAAGAGAUACCCAGAAAGUCCCUUCAGGGAGACGUAAGCGUGGUGAAACCAAACCAAGAAAAAACUUUCCUUGCCAACUGUGUGACAAGGCCUUUAACAGUGUUGAGAAAUUAAAGGUUCACUCAUACUCUCACACAGGAGAGAGGCCCUACAAGUGCACACAACAAGACUGCACCAAGGCCUUUGUUUCUAAGUACAAAUUACUAAGGCAUAUGGCUACUCAUUCUCCUGAGAAAACCCACAAGUGUAAUUAUUGUGAGAAAAUGUUUCACCGAAAAGAUCACCUAAAGAAUCACCUACAUACACACAAUCCCAACAAAGAGGCCUUUAAGUGUGAAGAAUGUGGAAAGAACUACAAUACCAAGCUUGGAUUUAAACGUCACCUGGCCUUGCAUGCUGCAACAAGUGGUGACCUCACCUGUAAGGUAUGUUUGCAGACUUUUGAAAGCACGGGAGUGCUGCUGGAGCACCUAAAAACUCAUGCAGGCAAGUCAUCGGGUGGAGUGAAGGAAAAAAAACACCAGUGUGAACACUGUGAUCGUCGGUUCUACACCCGAAAGGAUGUCCGUAGACACAUGGUAGUGCACACUGGAAGAAAGGACUUCCUCUGUCAGUAUUGUGCACAGAGAUUUGGGCGGAAGGAUCAUUUAACACGCCAUAUGAAGAAGAGUCACAACCAAGAACUUUUGAAGGUCAAAACAGAGCCAAUGGACCUUCUAGAUCCCUUUACCUGCAAUGUUUCUGUGCCUAUAAAGGACGAGCUGCUUCCAGUGAUGUCUUUACCUUCCAGUGACCUGACAUCAAAGCCAUUUACAAACACUUUGCAAUUGAAUCUCUACAACACUCAAAUUCAGUCCAUGCAGAGUUCUGCGUCUGCACACCAAAUGGUCGCCACGUCAUUACCAUUGGGAAUGCCUUGUCCAAUAGAUAUGGAGUCUGUCCACCCUUCUCACCAGCUAUCUUUGAAAUACCCACUCAGUUCUACCUCAUAUGCAAUUUCUAUGCCAGAAAAAGAACAGCCAUUGAAAGGGGAAAUUGAAAGUUACUUAAUGGAGUUGCAAAGUGGUAUGCCUUCUUCAUCCCAGGAUUCUCAAGCCUCUUCAUCUAAAUUAGGGUUGGAUCCUCAAGUAGGACCACUAGAUGAUGGAUCUGGGGAGGUUUCCCUUUCCAAAAACUCUGUUUCUAUUAGUGAACCUCUAAGCACCCCAUCAUUGGACUUUUCUCAGUUGUUCAACUUUGUACCAGUAAAUGGCCCUCCCUAUAACCCAUCUGUUUCCGUGGGGAACCUUGGAAUGAGCUAUACACAGGAGGAGGCACAUUCUUCUAUGACUCAACUUCCACCACAAACACAGGAUCCUCAGGAUCCUAGCAAUAGUAUAAAUCUUGGGUCUCUGCACUCAUUGUCAGCAGCUUUUGCAAGCAGUUUAAGCACAACCACGACCCUACCACGUUUUCAUCAAGCUUUCCAAUAGGAUGUACAAAGCUGGCUUAUUACUGUCUAUUUGUAGAAAUGCCUUAGGUGACCAUUUUUAACUUAGUGCCUACUAUAAGAUAUUAUAAAUCUUCUGCUUUUGUACAGUACCAAUCUCAUGAAGCCAGUAAGAAAUUUAAAUUAACUUUUUAAAAAUAUUUUGAAAGUGUUUAUUCUCAACUGUGUUUACUUUGGUUUUUAUAAAGUCUCAAUGUAUUGUUUUAAUUUUCACUGCCAAUUGACACACACUUUAAAAAUCAGUAGAAAGCCAUCCCUACUAAGCUUUGACAUGCAUCCCAUGUUUAAAACUUUUCACAGAGAUAUCAGUCAUUAUUUUUUGUCAAUUAAAUGGUAGAUCUACCAUGUUAUGUGUUGUGAAUUUUAAAAUUUGCAAAGAAUCUACUUUUUGCAUUUUAUACAAAUUCCUUAAAAUCCUUUGAAAAAAUCCUAAAUGUUGGGAUCUGAUCAAAUCCAUAAUCUGAAAUGAGAAGUUUUAAAUUAAGUUUAAAAUUCACAUUGGACACAUGUAUAUAUUUUUCACUUUUGUUUCACAGUUAGGUAAAAAAUUUUAAGAGCUCGGCAUUUUCUGGCUUAAAUUGUUGUAGUGUGUACCAAAAUUGGAUAGGAAGACGUUUAGCUUAAAUACUAAAAUUAUGAUGCAACAGAAUUAAAAAAAGAAAUUGCAUGCCUGAUUGUCAGAUAUUUUAGGUCAAAAUUGGAACUGUGGUGUGCUUUAAUGACUCUGGUCAGAUGGGAAGAGGCAAAAAUAACAGCUGCCCUUGAAAUGCAAAAGGGUUCUAAUUUAAUCAUGCAAAAUAUUUUGUCACCGUUUUUUAUUUAAUUUUUAACUUGCUGGGAGAUUUUUUAGUACUAUAGAAAGAGUACCACAUAGGAAUCUUCAGAUUUUAUAUUCACUUCUGUAUGCAUCAGUCGUUCCCAGCUGCCACAGCCAAAGGGUGGGUCAAGUCCAGCCAGAUGUUUUAUAUUCAUUGUCAGUUCAAUGUUAGUCUGCAGUUAAGGAGUGAAUGUAAAUUUGCAAAUAUCUUUUUUUUUUCUUUAUAGCAGAGUGGAUCUUUCCAGCUGUGUUCCAUGGUGUCUUAUGUCCUCCUAAGCAACAUGUUAGAUGUUAAUCACACUUACUACACCUGGGUACUUGGUUAGGGAUGUUUUGCCCAUUGCCAAGGUUUAAAGACAGGACUCUUAGGAGUGAAGUAAAAGCAUAUUGCUUACACCACUUUUACCUAAUACAAUAUACUCCCCAACCCCUAACAACCAAAAGAGAAAAAAAAACUGUGAUGUGUGAAAGCAAGUUAGAUUUGCUUUUAACUCAGUGCUAACAUUCUUUUUCCUUGUCAUUUUUAGACAAGGAAUUAAAAAAUAAAAAUGAAGUACAUUAGUUCCCUCUAACAAUAGUGAGGAUGUAUACAAGGUUUUAAGUGGUUAAAAUAGAUAUACUUCACAGAAACAAAAGUUGCUCCCGUUUAAGGAGCUUUUGCUCCCAAUAUUUUAUCAUUAGCUCCUACAUUUUUUUAUUCUAGGAGCAAUAUGCAGGUGUAGUUUUACUAUUUUAUACAUAUAUGUAUUUAAAUUUUAAUACUGAAAGAUAAUGUUUUUAUAAAUGUUUGUGUUCCAAAGGCAUUAAAAUAAGGAUGUAUUAAUAAGAAAAAUACCUUUUCAAAUUCUGCAAACUACUCCCAGAUGUUGGGUUUAGGAGCGUAUUAUCUUAAAGUGGACUUUUAGCUCUGCUUCAUGACUGCUUCCUUUGGUUUCUAUGAAACAGAUUGCUUGCUUACAUCUUUAGUUGAAUGAUUUGUUCAAUAUUGCUUUUUCCCCCCCACCAUGUUAAAGAAAGGAAAACAUUGCAAAUGAACAGUGCACAAAAUAAACAGAACAGAAUGCAAUACUAGUUUAAAUCAGCAAGCAUAUGAUAAAAAGCAAGUAAAAAAAAUCACUCUAUUGUAGAUCUUGUUUAACUAGUCUGAGCUGAAGAUAAAUGGAUUGCAUUACUGUAACGGGCCAUAUCCUGAGAGGAACUCAAGCAUCUUCCACUCACAUUAAAGUAAAUGAAAGUUUGGUAACUGAACACCUCACAGAAUCAACCCCUUCAGAUACCACAUUUAUCAGUCAAUAAAGGCAAUUGUAGAACUAAUGGAUAAUGUAAUUUAGUUGUGUUUUGGCAGUAUAUGAAAAAUUAGUAUGUAUAACUGUAUCACUAAAAUCCAAACCACAGUGAAUUGCUAGGUUUGGUUGAGGGGAGAUCGCUUCUAAAAUAUUUAGUUUGAUCUUAACUGCCAGGUCAGAAUAUUCCGACAGACUAUCACCACAUCGCUUAAGGUAUUCACGUGGUGUAUCUAGCAUGUAGGAAAAGACAGUGCCAUCUGUUUAUCAGUUUUAGUUGCUGAUUAGACUUGAUUAAAAAAAAAAAAGUUGCCAACACCCAUUUUCUUUGUAUGUAGCCAGAAUCUUUACUACUUCAGGUAGUGCCUUAGCUUUGUAAAAUGGGAUUGACAUUUCACUUCAGAGUUAACAUACAUUUCUUAAGAAACAGGGACCUCAGACAAGAUAUUGAACCUCAUUCAGUCAGGGUUUCAGUUGGUGGCUACAUUACGUAUGUUUUGCCGCUGAACUAGGAUGUAUGAAUAUUUGGAAGCAGGUUGACACAGUAAGCAACAGUAACACAUUAGUGCUUUGGACUAUUAUCCAGGCAGAGUUAUUGGCCACUAUUAAAAUGUCAGUUUUUAAAACCCUAUUUUCUAGUUAUUGAGUUGAUGUUUUAGGGGGGUCCUGGCUGAUCAUGCACCACUCUUUGUGCAACUUUUAAACUUUUAGUAAGGUUCUUUUU
This is a messenger RNA of Gavialis gangeticus (Gharial), 4902 nucleotides long. RefSeq names its product PLAG1 zinc finger (gene PLAG1). Gene Ontology annotation, biological process: regulation of transcription by RNA polymerase II; cell fate commitment. Lineage: Eukaryota; Metazoa; Chordata; Crocodylia; Gavialidae. The coding region runs from base 556 to 2061 and encodes 501 amino acids. Gene Ontology annotation, molecular function: RNA polymerase II cis-regulatory region sequence-specific DNA binding; histone deacetylase binding; DNA-binding transcription factor activity. The transcript has 5 exons. Gene Ontology annotation, cellular component: nucleus; cytoplasm. The record is from RefSeq and is a predicted model, not a curated record.